UCAGUUGGCGUUCUGCGCUUGAGGAGAGAACGACGUGUACUUGAAGAAAAAGCCAUAUUAAAGGAUGUUGUUUCCUAAAGAUAAUAUUGUCUAGUGACUAUGAUUAAUGAUCAAUAGUUGUCUUCAUUUCAGCUGUGAUGAGCGAUGGAGAGAGAGGGGAACAGCUGUGGUAGAGAGACAGUGAAGGGAGGAGGAUCUCAGUGAGAGUCAGAUGCUGCACAAGGCAGGAACAGAGAGAAGUCGACCAAAGAGAACAUUGGGAAAAGAGGAUGACCAAAGCAAAGGAAUACGCCUAACAGAAAAAUGAAGGAAUAUCUUUGUGUGCUUUGACAAGUGGCAUUAUAACAGAUCAGAAUGGGAAAUACAGAUAGUCAGUACAGCGGUUUCAUCAUCCCUGGUAAGGGAAAAUCUAGCUCCCUAAAAAAAAAAGAGGAGGUACUGUCCCCGCACUCUUGGUGGAGGAACUCUGAGAGCACGUCUGGAUACAAGGCCAAAAAUGGUUUUUCACCACACAAGAACAGCCAACCUUACAUCUCCCGCCAUUAUGACUGCAUUAAGGGGAGAUCUAGUGACAAAAUAUGUGCAGAGAGCCACCAAGACAACCUUUUAUUCCAGGGAAAUGGUUUCUUUGUUGGCUGCAGACAACAGACUGGAGGCCUCCAGGCCCCUCUGAGGAGCCCCAGUUCUGAGCUUAAAGACAGUAAGAGCAGUCCCAAAGUUCUUUUUCGCGAAGAUGGAAGUCUGAGGGUAGAGUUUACCAAUGCACGGAAGGAGCCAGAUGUUGAGCUGUCUCUGAGCAGUUGUCUCAGUGGACCUGUUGAUGCUACCCAGAGGGCCAGUAAUGGGAGCUCUCUUAGCUCUGAGGGCUCAUGGUAUGACUCACCCUGGGGGAAUGGAACAGAUCUUUGUGACAACGUCUUCACCACCAGCCAGCCUUCAGACAACAGUAGUGGAUAUACCACACUCUCAUCCACACGUACAAUGGACCUUGGAUGUUUUAGUGGGUACCCUACAGAACAGUCUGAGAAUCAUAUGGGUAGCCUCGCCUGCCAAACCACAGUUCAUGCCAGUCAAUACGCAAGUAGUGAUUCCUAUAGCAAUGGGUACAAUACCAACCACGCUGAGGGGGACAGUGGUAUUGGGGACUCUGUGCUCCUUCAUUUGGAACAUAAUGGAUUAUCUGAUCUAUACACAAACCCCAACAUGACUGUGCCAUUCCCUACCGUGGGCAUCCAAGUGGCGGAUCAGCUUGAGGACACUCCUCAGCUCCAAGCCUCACUGACCUCUUCCCUGGAUGCAAACUCCCAAGACGAGAGUCGGGAAACUCAGCAUUACACCUCACAGACCCUACCAUGCAGAAAAGCAGUUCCUGAUGGGAACACAAGGAAGGACUCGCUCAAAAGUCGCAUCCGCCGCCUCAGCGACUGGACGGGAAGUCUGAGUAGGAAGAAGCGGAGGCUGCAGGAACCUCAGGAACCUAGUACUGUGGACUUUACCAAUGUCUUUAACUGUGGAGCUGGGGGCACACUAGAGGAAUCCAGACCAUUUUGGAAUCCCAUGUCCUCCCAGACAAAGGCGGACUGCUCUGGGUCCUUAACGGUCCCAUUUGGUCAUCAGAACCAGGGUGCAGCCCUGAGGCAGAACAUCUAUGAGAACUUUAUGCAGGGCCUGGAGACUGGCAGUUGCAGUGGAACUGCUGAUGGACCCCAGUUCUGGGAAUGUGAAGGGGAGAGCAGCAAUGGCUCAAUGGGCUCCUUGGAGCAAAUGGACUUCCUGUUUGAGAAGGAGCAAGGUGUUGUGCGGAGGGCUGGCUGGCUGGCUUUUAAGCCCCUCAUUUCCCUCCACAAGGAUCGCAAACUGGAGCUGGUAGCAAGACGCAAGUGGAGGCAGUAUUGGGUCACGCUUAAGGGCUGUACACUUUUGUUGGGUGAAUCCAAUGGAAAGACCUCCCCAGAGCAGGAAUGCACACCACAUUACGCAGUGCUUGCUGAGGACAGUAUUGUGCAGGCAGUUCCUGAGCAUCCCAAGAAAGAGAAUGUCUUCUGCCUCAGCAAUGCCUAUGGAGACGUCUAUCUCUUUCAAGCUGCAAACCAAACAGACCUGGAGAACUGGGUGACAGCCAUCCACUCUGCCAGCGCAUCACAUUUAGCUAAGCGUCAGGGGAAGGAAGACACUCUACGUUUGCUGAAGAGCCAAAGCAGAGGUCUCCUGCAGAAGAUCGACAUGGAUGGCAAAAUGAAGAAGAUGGCUGAGCUGCAGCUGUCCGUCAUCAGCGACCAGAAGAACAGGAAGGCUAUUGAGAGCCAGAUCCAGCAAUGGGAACAGAACCUGGAGAAGUUUAACCUAGAGCUCUUCCGCAUGCGCUGUUACCUGGCUAGCCUGCAGGGCACAGAGCUGCCCAAUCCAAAAAGCCUGCUAGCGACUGCUGGACGCCCAUCUAAAUUGGUUCUUGGUCGUCUGGGAAUUUUUUCCGUUUCAUCCUUUCAUGCACUGAUAUGCACUCGUGAUGAGGCCACCCUGAAGAGACGAUCUCGCUCUCAUCCUCGAGGAAUGCGGAACAAACGAGGACUACUGUUUUCUUCACAGAAGGGAUUGGACAGUCUGACCAAACGCAACUGUGAAAAGAGACAGUCCCUGUCCCAGAUAUUUGAAGGAUAUUCCUCUGGAUCAUUUGGUCAUCCAUCCACGCAAAGCAGCUCAGAGCAGAAGCUGGACGUCUUUACCAAACUGCAUUUACCAGCGCCACCUGAAGGUCACCCGUGGGACUGCGGUCUGGAAAGCCGGGCUUAUCUGCUCAUGCCGGACGGUCAGGUCAUCAAUGUGCCGGUCAAACGGGACUCUCUGGUUUCUGAUGUUCUCUCAUUGGCGUGCAAGGUAAAGCAGCUUGACCCGGCUCUUCACUGCCUGCACAUGAGGAGACAUUUGGGACAAGAUGUGGAGAGACGCACUGCAGCGCCAACAGACCUGCUGAGGACCCUGGUCUAUGAUGAACUGGAAAUUUGGCCUCGCAAUGUGUUGACCCUAAACAUGUCCCGUCCGGACACAACCAUAGACUUUGGUUUCGCUGUCACGGGUCACGUGGAUGGCGCCAGGAGAAGUCACGUCUAUGUGAGCGAGGUGAAUCCUAAAGGCUUGGCGUUUAUCCAAGGUCUGAGAGCAGGAGACGAGAUCUUGACUCUCAACGGCGCGAGCGUGGCCUCUCUCGACCUCGGCCUCAUGCAGAGCUUCUUCAGCCAACAGGAUCUCCAUCUUGUCCUCAGACGUGAGGAAAACAGCUCAGAUGAGCAGAGCUCUGUUUGGCCAGACUGUGAACCGGAUCCGGGCCACAUCCUUCACCUGGAGCAGUGGACCACUGAUCCAUCUCAAGAUCAGGAAUUUCCAGAGGGCUUCAGGGCGCCUGCUUUGGAGGAGGUGAACGAUAAGGCCGAGCGGGGCGGGAAGAACCCAGAAACGGUGUGUAAUCUCUACCAGACGUUCUCUGAUGGAUCUGUUCUCGUGCCAGAGGGCCACAGGAACCCUUACUCCACUGAAAAUGCCCUUGCCAGAUCCUCUCCCCGCCACAUGUCCGUCACUGAGCGCCUGCGCAUGGUUAUUCAAGAGCUGGUGGACACGGAGAAAUCUUAUGUCAAGGACCUUGGAUCUCUGUUUGAGAUCUACCUGAAGCCAUUACAAAAAGAAACGUUCCUCAGCCAUGACGAGAUGGAGUCUCUGUUCGGCAGCCUGCCCGAGAUGCUGGACUUCCAGAGGGUUUUCCUACAAACCCUAGAGGAGAGGACCACUUCCUCACCGGACUACCAUGCACUGGAGACGCCAGAGAAACUUAAGAAACUCCUCUUCUCCCUGGGCGGAUCUUUCUUAUACUACGCAGAUCACUUUAAGCUUUACAGCGGCUUCUGUGCCAAUCACAUAAAGGUGCAGAAAGUUCUCGAAAGAGCAAAAACAGACGGGGCGUUCAAAGAGUUCCUGGAGGCGAGGAACCCCACCAAACAGCACUCGUCCACCCUGGAGUCGUACCUCAUCAAGCCCGUGCAGAGGGUCCUGAAGUACCCGCUGCUGCUGAGAGAGCUGGUGUCUCUCACCGACCCCGAGAGCGACGAGCGAAACCACCUCACAGAGGCAUUAAAGGCCAUGGAAAAGGUGGCCAGUCACAUAAAUGAGAUGCAGAAGAUCUAUGAGGAUUACGGCACAGUGUUCGACCAACUAGUGGCAGAGCAGAGUGGCCCCGAGAAGGAGGUCACCGAGAUCUCCAUGGGAGAGUUCAUCAUUCACAGCUCGGCACUCUGGCAAAACCCUCUUCCCUCUUUGGGCCGCAUGAGAAAAGACCCUGAACUCACCCUCUUCCUCUUCAAGAGAGGGCUCAUUUUGGUGUAUCGGGAAAGCAAGCUAAAGAAAAGAAUGACUUCUUCACGGCCAGGGGAUCUGGAUCCUUUUAAAUUCCGCUGGCUCAUUCCCGUAUCAUCCCUACAGAUCCGACCUGGAAAUUCAGCAGGGUCAGAGAACCCUUGUGUUUGGGAGGUUGUUCACACCAAGUCUGAAGUGGAGGGACGGCCAGAGAUGUUCUUCCAGCUCUGCAGCAGUAAUCUGGAGAACAAAGCCAGUGCAGUGAGGACCAUCCGCACCCUCUUGAGAGAGAACGCCAAGCGGACGGCACCGGUCGAGCGCCGGUUCAAAGAUGUAAACUCUAACUUCACCUUCCCCAGGAGGAGCCACCCAGGAGCGCUAAGAACAAACUCCUGGCUGCCACAGCCAAAGACUCGAGACCCGGACGAGGGCCGCCUGCUCGACGGAUACGCUCAUUCUGAGCCCCCCAUCCCGAGCCGAGGAGGGAACUCUGCUCUGAGCAAGAGCCCCACGCUGUGCUCCCUGACCAGCGCCUUGGAAGCUCAACUCCAGAGGCUGAACUUUGUAGAAGAACCGCAAGGAACGAGCAAGAGCAGUUCCAGCAGCCUUCAGGGCAGUCAGGUGACUCUGCUGGAGGACGCUCCAGGGCUGGACCUCAACACCCUGCUGGCCAGGGACUACAGCGUGCAGAGCCUGGGAUCGGUCGUGAACGAGGAUUGCUUUUAUGACACGGUCAUGGGCAUCCAAAAAGCUGCCAUUCCCAGCCUAUAGAGGAAGUUGGUGCAAUGAACAUUGAAAUGCACUAACACAUGAUUAUCGUGCCUUGAUAUGAACAGCUCUUACCCAGACAGUUUUAUAUCUGUGGCUCUGUUGCCAAAUCUAGUGAGCUGACUACUUAGAGCUAAGGCAGCAUCACAUGUAUUCUUCAAGGAAUAUGUAAGUUACUUAUUUAACUCUGAGAAGAACACUACCGGUCAGAAAUGUUUGGAAGAUUUACUGUGAGAUUAAAAAAAAGUCACAUAUGCUCAAUAAAUCUGCCUCUAUUUGAUAAAAAAUUCAGUAAUUAUUACAAUUUAAAUUAUUUUUUCAUUAAUAUAUUUUAAUGGCAAAGCAUCAAAUCUUAGACUGGAGUAGAUGGAGUAAAGAUUCAGCCUUGCAUCACAGGAAUAAAUUAUAUUUUAAACUAUAUUAAAAUCGUAAGAAAUAAAUUAUUUUAUUUUUGUUAUAAUAUUAUAAUACAUGUACUUUGCAAUGAUGUAAUAAUAUAUGUUUUACUGUAUUUGUCAUCAAAUAAAUGCAGCUUAAAGUCUUGAAAAACCUGCAUAUACAGUACGAUACAUAAUAAAAAAAAAUAGACCUGGAAAAGUCUUAAAACGCCAAGCUCUAAAAGGUAGAAAAUUGUGAAUAAAUAAAAAUAUGAAAUACUAAAAUAAAUCGUGAAUGACUGGAAAUGUCAUUAAAUAAAUAAAUUCAUGAAAUUAAUUGGUUUAAAAGAGUGAGAUCGCUGAAUAGCAUUCAACUCUCAAAACAUUCGGAGUUCUGAAUCUUAUUUUAAUUAUAUUUAUUUUAUAGCUUGUUUCUGCCACGGAUUAUUUCUCAGAAUUGUGAGUUCAUAAACUUGAGGGGAAAAAAAGUCCGAAUUAGAAUAAAAAGUUGCAAUUACCUAUAAAUGAUAAAUUAUAUAAUUUUUAAAAACUAGUUUUUGCAAAUUAAAAAAAAAAAAGUUUUAAAUUCAAAAAAUUGUUUCUGAGGUUUCAUUAGUCAGCUCACUGGGGUUUGGAACAGAGCCACUAUGAACAUCCUGAUAAUCCUGCAUUAAAUUCAGAGCAGAGUUUGCCAAUCUCAAGGUACUCUGGCCCUCGAGAUCCACUUUCCUGCAGAGUUUAGCUCAAACCCUACUUAAGCUCACCUCAACAAGCUGAUGGAGGUCUUCAGGAUCUCUAGAUAGAGAAAUCUCUAAAGUGGAUCUCGAUGGCCAGAGCGUUCCAUAUGGGCUGACACAUGUAUUUUUAAUACACGAGCGAAGACUGUUUCACUGUAUGUAAAUACUGUAGCUUUACAUGCGUAUUGCUCUUUCGACAAAGGCUUUUCUCGGCUCAGUACUGAAAUGGCUGGUCUCAAUAUGAAAUGUUUUUUUUUUCUAAAUUAUACUUGUACAUGUUUCUUAAAGACGUUUUGUGUCCACAUUUGUAAUGUGUGAUAUUUUUUUUCAUUACUAUUAUUCAAAGGCAUGUUUUACAUUCCGUAAGUUAAAAACGUAAGUUUUCUUUGUUGUUUAGCCUAAGCUUGAAAAUACUGUUAAGAUAUAAAUGUUGAUAUGCUCUGUUUUGGCCAUUGUAAUUUAUUUGUAAAAAUAUAUGACUUAA
Molecule: messenger RNA, 6707 nt
Organism: Pimephales promelas (fathead minnow)
Lineage: Eukaryota; Metazoa; Chordata; Actinopteri; Cypriniformes; Leuciscidae
Gene: tiam2b
Product: TIAM Rac1 associated GEF 2b
Biological process (GO): small GTPase-mediated signal transduction; activation of GTPase activity
Molecular function (GO): protein binding; guanyl-nucleotide exchange factor activity
Source: RefSeq, a predicted model, not a curated record